Oryza brachyantha (malo sina) is the source of this 905-nucleotide messenger RNA. RefSeq names its product methyltransferase-like protein 23. The record is from RefSeq and is a predicted model, not a curated record. Lineage: Eukaryota; Viridiplantae; Streptophyta; Magnoliopsida; Poales; Poaceae. Gene Ontology annotation, cellular component: nucleus; cytoplasm.
CCGGCCCAUCGGCGCUAGAAAGCAAGGCCCACUACGCACUCCUGCGCGCCAUGGAAACCGCCGCGUUGGCGUCUAGCUCGACGGCGGAGGUGGAGGCCGGCCGACGCGCCGACGCCGACGCCGCUCCCCCGCGCAUGACCACCGUCUCCAAGCACUACUUCGGCGGCGCCUCGUCCGACCGCGAUCACGACCUCCGCGUGGAUAUCGUCGAGAAUAUAGAAGAGGAUUACGGGAUGUUUGUAUGGCCAUGCAGUGUCAUUCUAGCAGAGUACAUGUGGCAGCAGAGGUCACGCUUUAUUGGCUCCAAAGUUGUCGAGCUUGGUGCUGGAACCUCGCUACCAGGGUUAGUAGCUGCAAAGGUUGGAGCCGAUGUCACACUGACAGACAUCGCCCAUAAUACAGAGGUCCUGAACAACAUCAGACAAGUAUGCAGACUCAAUAAUGUCAAUUGCUCUGUAUUAGGACUUACCUGGGGAGAAUGGGAUGAACCUAUAUUUGACCUGCAUCCUGAUGUUAUUCUUGGAGCCGACGUGCUUUACGAUUCAGCAAAGUUUGAUGACCUCUUCGCGACAGUCACCUUUCUGUUGGAAAAUUCCCCUGGGGCGGUGUUCAUAACCACAUAUCACAAUCGCAGGUUCCAGGAAUUGUUUAGCCCCCUUUAUUUUCUCUUGAAAGAAUUUCAUGGCCCAAUCUUAAUGAAUCUAUUUGAUCCUGAAUGCAGCGGCCAUCAUCUGAUUGAAUUUUCAAUGGUAAAGUGGGGUUUAAAGUGUAUAAAGCUUCUGGAUGGCUUCUCCUUCCUUCCAUCAUCCAAGGCUGCUUCACUACAAGGAAACAUCCAGCUUGUUGAGAUUGCACUUGCCAAGCAAAAACCAAAUUGCCCUUCAGCUGAUUAGAAAAAUCUAUUG